This is a messenger RNA of Symsagittifera roscoffensis, 669 nucleotides long. RefSeq names its product procollagen galactosyltransferase 1-like. Bases 33 to 350 code for a protein of 105 amino acids. The transcript is spliced from 6 exons. The record is from RefSeq and is a predicted model, not a curated record. NCBI's taxonomy places the organism in Eukaryota, Metazoa, Xenacoelomorpha, Acoela, Convolutidae.
UUGUUGUGAUAAACUUAUUAAAUAGAACACCUAUGAGUUUAUUGUGGCAACUGGCAACGACAAUUCUGCCUUUUAUGGCUGUGGCAAAGCAACGGUUCGAGGUCUUUUUCAUAAAUUUGGACAGGAGAGAAGAGCGCAGAUUAUUGAUUGAAGAAGAAAUUGGAAACGUGCUUCCGAGUUUUGACUAUAAUCGAGUGACAGCUGUUGAUGCCGAAAAUUUGACUUGGCUGCUACUUGAACGGAUGGGAGUUCGUGUGAUGGAAAAUUAUCUCAUGCCCGAGUCGUGGCAGAGGCAUCCUCUCGAGUACGUGUUUCAUAGUAAGAACUAUCUGUUUCUUUUCUACCCCUGAAGAUGGGGGAAGUUGCGUGCUUGUUGAGCCAUCACAAUGUCUGGUCGGAAAUCGUGAACAAACGCCACAACCUGACUAUGAUUCUUGAGGAUGACGCUGAGUUUAUUUUGGAGUUUGAAGAUUUUGACUUCGACAACUUUGAGGAGGACUUGAAACUGGUCCUAAACGAAUUUGAUCAGAUGGGAGGCGAAUUACUGUACGUAUUCAUUAAAAUUUACACAAGCAGGCUUACAAGCGCAGUGUUGUGAGACCAGUGCACUCUUUUCCAAUGCAAGUUGCAAAUUUUAAGGAACACGUUAAAUAGACAGCAUAUUUAGUC